GGCAGCCAGAGGAGGCGAGCAUGAGGAGAAAAUCCCAGAGUGGUGCAAACGGAGCAUCAAAUCCUCUGACAACGUGACGUCCGAGCAGGCUCGUGGUGAAGCGCGCGUGAAUUAGAUGGAAAUGAGUCACUUUGCGUCCAGCCUGAGCUCCGCGUUGGAGACCUAGCGUUGUCUCUGGACAGCUUCUGGCAACUUCUCGGGCGUCCGAUGGGACCGUCUCCUCACCCGGUGCGCUCUUCCGCCCGGCACCCAUGAACUUCUGGGUGCCGCGCGCGCCGCUCACGCUGCUGCCGAGGCUCGUGCAUCCCUCACGCGGACAAUGAAGACGAGGACCCUCCUGUCGGUCAGCUUGAACUUCUUCGCCCUGUUCUUCGCCAUCACUGCCUUCGUCACCACUUACUGGUGCGUGGGGACGCAGCGCGUGCCCAAGCCCAAAUGCAGCAAGCUGCGGACGCACCAGUGCAUAGACUACGGCGUGAACGAAACGGACCCCAACAAGGUGGUGUACAGCUGGGAGACCGGGGACGACAGGUUCCUGUUCCGACAGUUUCACACCGGCAUCUGGUUCUCGUGCGAGGAGAACAUCCACGAUGAAAGUGAAAGAUGCCGAAGUUUCAUCGAUUUAGCUCCUGCAUCAGAGAAAGGGAUGCUGUGGCUGUCUGUGGUGUCUGAGAUGUUGUAUAUUUUGCUGCUGAUGGUGGGCUUCAGCCUCAUGUGUAUGGAGUUGGUCCACUCCAGCAACGUCAUCGAUGGGCUCAAGCUCAAUGCCUUUGCUGCUGUCUUCACAGUACUCUCAGGUCUUCUUGGCAUGGUGGCUCAUGUGAUGUACACGCAGGUCUUCCAGGUCACCGUCAGUCAUGGUCCACCGGACUGGAGGCCCUACAACUGGGAUUAUGGGUGGUCUUUCUGCUUGGCAUGGGCGUCUUUCACCUGCUGUAUGGGCGCCUCAGUCACCACCCUCAACUCCUACACGAAGACUGUUAUCGAGUUCAGGCACAAGCGCAAGACCUUCGAGCAGACCAUCCGGGAGGAGAACGCACGGGAGGCGUACGGAUACUACAGGGACAACUCCUUGCACUCCAUCUCUAAAUCUGUGGACAUUUACUCCGCUCAGUCCCUGAAAAGCGGCAGGAGGACUCCCAUACCUGCCGCCUCAUUGGACUUUUGUGACUAUGCUGCAUCUCUCGGUGAAGAACAGUGCUGAGACGUCUUUUUCUGUGUUCACCUGUGAGAUUUGCAGCUUUGCUCCAUCUUAUGCUCUUCAACACUGCCUUAACUGAAACAGGUCAGGGAGCUUCAAGUCACACUUGUUUGAGGUUGGGGAGUCUGCAAAGGAACUGGGGGUAGGGGGGGGAUUCCCAUGAGGUCGAUGGAUGACAGUGUAUCUUUUUUGUGUGUGUAACUGAAGACAAUGUAAAAUUAAAGGAAAUGUUGAGUUCACCUGUAUAAACAGAGUGAGUGCCUCUCAGUUUCUCACAGCCUUCAACUUGAACCAGUUUUAAAGACUGGUACAAAUAUUAGGCUUUUUUGUGCGAUGAAUAAAACCAAAAACUUUA
Fundulus heteroclitus (mummichog) is the source of this 1556-nucleotide messenger RNA. RefSeq names its product germ cell-specific gene 1-like protein. The transcript has 5 exons. NCBI's taxonomy places the organism in Eukaryota, Metazoa, Chordata, Actinopteri, Cyprinodontiformes, Fundulidae. The coding region runs from base 320 to 1204 and encodes 294 amino acids. Gene Ontology annotation, cellular component: plasma membrane. The record is from RefSeq and is a predicted model, not a curated record.